This is a messenger RNA of Panonychus citri (citrus red mite), 1383 nucleotides long. It is a transcript of the gene Psf3, whose product is annotated as DNA replication complex GINS protein PSF3-like. Lineage: Eukaryota; Metazoa; Arthropoda; Arachnida; Trombidiformes; Tetranychidae. Gene Ontology annotation, cellular component: GINS complex. The record is from RefSeq and is a predicted model, not a curated record. Gene Ontology annotation, biological process: mitotic DNA replication initiation.
UUCUCCCCUUUUGGAAAAAGCGGUAAAAUCUUUUUACUUUGUUGUGAAAUUUUCUCUUUAAUUAAUUAAUUGUUUCGCCUUUUUCCCCUCAAUGUUUGUCUUUAAUUAGUAUUCUAAAUGUUUAGUUAAUCGAUUCGUUCCACUUUUAGGCUCACCUUCUUUUUCGUUUGUUGUUGAAUCUGGUGUCUUUUCCUCUUUCUUCUGGUAUCAUGGAUUCAUCUGCAUUGUCUAUUAGUCAUGAUUAUCUUGACAUCGAUUCCAUCAUCGCUUUGAGUACUAAGGUUACUACUAAAAUGGAAGCAACUGUGGCAGGAUUGGGCUUCAUUGAUCCAACAAGUGAUUUGAAAGAUAUAAAUAAAAACACUAAACUAGAAUUGCCUCUUUGGUUAACCCGUGAAUUGUACAAUGAUGGUUUGGUUUCAUUUGAUCUUCCCAAGGGUUACAAUGAGUCUUUCCGUGAAGUUUUAAAGGCCGGAGCUGAGGUUGUUGAUCUACAUCGACUUGGACCUAAUUUUUAUCGUCUUGGACAAUUUUUGGCGGCCAUGAAUUUACCAGAAAGUGAAAUAGCCUCCACUUUGGUGGAAACUUUUUUCCAACGUUAUCGUAAAAUCUAUGAUUUCUCAACCAAUUCAACAACUUUUUCAUCUCUAUCCACAGAUUUAUCUCAAUUCACUGGAAGACUUGAUAAUGAGGAGAAAAAAUUGUUUGAUGAAACUUUCAAAGCGAUGGAAAAGUUCAAAUCAUGGCAAGACCGAAGAAUUGAGAAAAUUCAAUCCAACGAAUUAGUUAACAAAUUGAGAAAACGGAAAAGAGCUGCCAUGGAAUUGGAUUAGUUUAUUACUCGAUUAAAAUUCAAAAAUAGGAUCAAAAUUAUUUGGAAUAUGUCAACUUAAUUACAAAAAAAAAAUCUCUCAAUCAAAUGUUUUCCAUUUAGAUUUAGGAAUAUCAGAUCCACCAUUUAAUUUAGUUUUAUUUGACUUGUUGAUAAAUUGUUGAUUUGAUGGUUUAUUUGAUGAUUGAUAAUUUGUUGCCACUUUCAGCCUAUCCUUUGGUAUAGUUAACUCAAUAUGUUGAUUAGAUGAUUGGUAAUUAGUUGUCACUCUCAGCCUAUCCUUUGGUAUUGUCAACUCAAUUUGUUGAUUUGAUGGUUGAUAAUUUGUGGCUACUUUCAGCCUAUCCUUUGGUAUUGUUAACUCAAUCUGUUGAUUACCAACACAAUUUAAAUCAUUUCCAUUUUUUUGAUUUAUUUUAGCUUUUGAAUUGUUGUUACCACCAACUUCCUGGGGUAAGGAUCCUUUUCCAGUGAGCUGUUUUUAAUACCAUAACCAAAAAUCAUGAUGAAAUCUUUAAAAGAGACAAAAAUAAAUUAAUCAUAAACUCCAA